AUGGAUUUGGAGUCUCAAUUGUCUGCCAUUGUAGCAAUCCCUCAAAGCAAUGCACAAGCACUGUCCGAGUUCGACAAGCAGCUCAAGAAAGCGGAGGAAAAAUUUGUUCGUUGGGAAUCGAGGGAUUUGAUGAUAUGGGAUUCAAGUCCGGUGGAGGCUUCAAAGUACCUGAAAGGCAUUGAAGAGAUACAAAGCUUGAUUGAAACUAUCGGAGGCUUGUCAGCGGAUGAGUAUGGUAAGAAGAAGAAGAACCUUCUUUACAGGGCAAAUAGUGUGUUGAAGUUGGCAAUGUCAAGACUAGAGGAUGAGCUAAUCCAAAUUCUCCUUCAGUACAAGCAAUGCGCCGAUCCAGGUCACAUGUCUUUUCGUUUGUUUGGAGUUGAUCAAAUAGGGUAUGAUAGCUUCUCACUUCCUUCAAUCGAUGAAAGAUCGAGUGAGCUAUCAUCGGAGAAGAAUAAUAAUAGCAAUGAAUCAGAGGAUUAUGUGGUGGAUCUGGUGCAUCCUCUAGGAAUACCUCAUAUUAAGUCCAUUGCAAAUGUUAUGUUUGCUUCAAAUUUUGGGGAUGAGUUCUGCCAUGCUUUUGUCAAUAUGAGGAAGGACGCUUUUAAUGAGUACUUGUUCGAUGUUCUUGGCUGGCAAAAAUUCAGCAUAGAAGAUGUGCACAUGAUGGAGUGGACAAGCUUGAACUCGGAGAUGAAGAAAUGGAAUUGGAUAAUGAAGAUCGUCGUGCGUGUCUGUCUUGCUAGUGAGAAGCGUCUAUGUGAAAAGAUUUUAGGGGAGUUUGGAUCUUUUAGCUCAUUUUGCUUUCUUGAAACAACAAUGGAUACAAUGGGGUGCCUUUUGAAUUUUGGUGUUGCCAUAGCCAUAGGGGCUCGUAGUCCGGAGAAAUUAUUUUCAUUUCUCGACAUGUAUGAUGUUCUUGCAAAUCUUCGAAGUUAUAUAGAUGCUUUGUUCACAGAAGAUGCAGGAUGUGUCAUAAGAAACCAAUUUCAUGAGAUAGUGAAGAGCUUAGGAAAUUUGGCAAAGACAACGUUUGUGGAUUUUGGAAAUGUCAUUGCUUCCAACACAUCAGCAAGUCCUUUCUCUGGUGGUGGUAUUCAUCCUCUCAUUCGGUAUGUCAUGAACUUCAUUAAGACUGUUACUGACUACAGUGAUACACUUAACUUGCUUCUCAAGGAUCAACACAUGGAAGGAUCAGCUGCUGAAAUUAAGUUUGAAGAUCAGAAAUGCAUUUCCCCUUUGACCCUCUCUCCGACAUCUGUCCAUGUUCUGUCAAUUAUUGGGAUCCUAAAAUCAAACCUUGAGAGCAGAUCCAAAUUGUACCACAAUGAGGCUCUACAACAUGUUUUCAUGAUGAACAAUCUCCAUUACAUGGUUCAGAAGAUCAAGAACACCAGACUCGAGAUUCUUUUUGGAGAUGAAUGGAUAAGAACACAGAAGAGUAAAGUGCAGCAACAUGUUAAAGAUUAUGUGAGAGCUACUUGGAGUUCAGCCGUUUCCUUGUUAAGAGAUGAUAUUCGAGUGCCACAUUUUCUCUCAAAGAAAAGUUCUAAAAAUAGGCUCAAGGCUUUCACUGUUGCUUUUGAGGAGGUAUACAAGAUACAGACAGGAUGGUAUGUACCAGAUCAUGAGCUUCGGGAAGACCUACAAAUUUCAACUUCACAGAAUGUAAUCCAUGCUUAUCGGAAUUUUGUCGAGAGGGUCUCUGUAAAAUAUAAGAUCACCGACAAGUACAUGAAGUACACUGUUGAUGACAUGGAGGAGCAUCUUCUUGAUCUAUUCGAAGGGUCACCGAGAUUAUUAAACAAAGCAUCUACAUGCAGGAAGUGA
This is a messenger RNA of Fragaria vesca subsp. vesca, 1830 nucleotides long. RefSeq lists its product as uncharacterized. Gene Ontology annotation, biological process: exocytosis. The record is from RefSeq and is a predicted model, not a curated record. Lineage: Eukaryota; Viridiplantae; Streptophyta; Magnoliopsida; Rosales; Rosaceae. The transcript has a single exon. Gene Ontology annotation, cellular component: exocyst. Gene Ontology annotation, molecular function: phosphatidylinositol-4,5-bisphosphate binding. The coding region runs from base 1 to 1830 and encodes 609 amino acids.